Messenger RNA from Nelumbo nucifera (sacred lotus), 2669 nucleotides. RefSeq names its product F-box/kelch-repeat protein At5g42350-like. Gene Ontology annotation, cellular component: SCF ubiquitin ligase complex. The record is from RefSeq and is a predicted model, not a curated record. Gene Ontology annotation, molecular function: protein binding. NCBI's taxonomy places the organism in Eukaryota, Viridiplantae, Streptophyta, Magnoliopsida, Proteales, Nelumbonaceae.
CACACUUGAAGCUUCAUGUCUAAAAGAAGGGUUUAUAUAUUUGACGUGGUUCAAUUUCUUCAUUAAACUGUUAAAUAACAUUACAAUUGCAUGUUUUCUUGUUAUUUUGGUAUGAACUAUGAAAUAGUAAUUUUAUUUGGGUAUUGAAUGAUUUUGGAAAUGAAUUCCUGGACCUGAUUUUGUAUUUGAUCAUUCUUUCUUACUUCUUCUUUUUGGAUUUUCGACAGUUUCGUUCUAAUAACUAAUUUAAAUCUGUCCAUGCUUUCUAGAUGUGUGUUAUUGACGCUUUGAUCUUUCCGGAUCUUGUAAACCGAGGAAACUUAUCGUUUCUUGGAAGUAGAACGUUGACUUUUGUUUCUCAGUUUUUUGGGAUUUGGUUAUCGAGACGAGGUCAAUUGCGUUUCUGCGAAGGCAAGUUUUUUCUUUGAUGACGGAGCUAGCUUAGCUACUGUUCCCCAUUUGUGUUUAUUGUCUCAUAUUUGGAAUGAUAGAGAACGGGCAUAAGGUUCAGGGGGUAGGGUUCUGAGAGUUUUGGAGAUGACGACUAUUGGUAGACGCAAGUGAUCAUGUAGUAUUGGUAAGACUGCACUUCUCAAUGAUGAUUUUGGAAAAGGAUCAGAUAGCAGAAUGACAAUUGGGAGGGUGAUCGGAGAAACAUCUCUUCAACGGGAUUUCAAGGAUUUGAGUGUGUCAAAAAGCCUUGUAAGAACUGUUAGUCAGAGGUGGAGUAAAAAAAGUCAUAGAGGAGAAGGUGAGGAAGAUGGAAACCAGAGAAGCGUCUUUUCAGGAUGCCUUGGCUUGUAUGGAAGGGGUGGCGGCUGCAAAGUAUGUGCUGACAUGAGCGAAGAGCUUGGGGAUGGAGUUGCCAGAAAGAGGUCGAAUUCUGGUGAUGAAUGGAAAGGAUACCAACCAAUCUGUGGUACCGAAGAAACUAGAGUUGAUUGUUUUUCAUAUAGGGUGUCAGAGAGGUUGUGGAAGAGAAAUAGUAAAAAGGAAAAGGAACUUGAAGAAGCAGUACCAAGUGAUAGAAUAGAUUUUUUGCUUCCGGAUGACAUUUUAGAAAUGUGCUUGGUGAGGCUUCCAUUGGCCAGUCUCAUGACUGCUCGCCUGGUCUGCAAGAAAUGGAGAUCUUUGACUACCACACCACGGUUUAUGCAAAUGAGGCAUGAAGGUUUGUAUCAGAGUCCAUGGUUAUUUCUGUUUGGUGUUGUAAAGGAUGGUUAUUGCAGUGGACAGAUACACGCUUUGGAUGUAGUUCUUGAUCAGUGGCAUCGAAUCGAUGCUGAUAUUCUGAAGGGGAAAUUUCUGUUCUCGGUUGUCAGUAUUGGGGAUGAAGUUUAUGUUGUUGGAGGUUGUUCUAGCUUGAACAACUUUGGAAAGGUUGAUAAGAGCUCAUUCAAGACACACAGAGGUGUAUUCAUAUUCAGCCCUAUAACCAGAUCGUUCCGCAAAGUAGCAUCUAUGAAACAUGAAAGGUCGGUUCCUGUUUUAGGUGUUUUUGAGGUCAGUUCUGAUUGCCCCAUCUUCCAAAGUUGGCAAGACCGGCAAGAUUGGCGCUUUCCCAGGUCACGGAUUGGUGGUAUAUCAAAUGUUUAUGAGGAUCCUCACAGGCUUUCGCUCAGACGACAACUCAGGGAUGCUUUCAAUGAAGAUGAAACUUUGUUGCAACCAAAGAGAAAGCCAUCCAUUAUUGCCAAACAAGGCAAUCGGCCCAACCUGGAUGGUUGUAAGAGGUUUAUUCUGAUUGCCGUAGGUGGUCUAGGAUCUUGGGAUGAGCCUCUGGAUUCUGGCGAGAUCUAUGAUCCAGUAUCAAACAAAUGGAUGGACAUCCCAAGGCUGCCCAGAGAUUUUGGUGUUCCUUGUUCUGGGGUUGUUUGUGAUGGGAAGUUUUAUGUUUAUUCUGAGACUGACAAGCUUGCCGCCUAUGACUUAGAAAGGGGUGUCUGGAUUGUUAUAAGGACUGCUCGGCCCCCUCCCCGUCUUCAUGAGUAUUGCCCAAAGCUCAUUUCUUGCAAUGGCAGGCUUUUCAUGCUCUCUGUCUCCUGGUGUGAAAGGGAUGGCCAGCUAGGUAGGAGAGAGAAAGCCAUUAGGAAACUGUGGGAGCUAGAUCUUAUGUUUCUUACAUGGACGGAGGUUUCUAGACAUCCUGAUGCACCCAUGGACUGGAAUGCUGCAUUUGUUGCAGAUAGGAACUGUAUAUUUGGGGUUGAGAUGUUCAAGAUAUUUGGUCAGGUGUUGGACUUCCUUACUGUUUUUGAUGUAUCAUAUGUGGGAUCUAAGUGGAGCCGUAUCUCCAGGAAGCAUGUGGCACAUGAACUGGAUGCUUCAUCUUGCAUAACCAAGUCAAUGGCAGUGCUACAUCUGUAGAGUACUUGGUCGAACUUUGUGACUCAUGAAGAAUGUUUGCGUUCUUAAGUGCUCGCACAAUGUCCUUUCUCACAUCAAAUUUUCUAUUUAGGCAUCUGUAUCUUGGUAUGCUUGUGGUUGCAAUUUCUGAUUCAAAUUCUUAAUAGAUGCAUUCUUUUCUCUUCCUUGCCUUCUCACGUAAAUUGAUCACCAAGAGUAGAAAUUGAUUCUGUUUCUGUAUGCCCUUUUAUUACAGUAAGUUUGUCUUCGCCAGUGCGGAACAUCUUUUUGGUUUUUAUUGCUUGUGAUUCAGUUUGUUGUUC